AACCCACUCCGUUGCUGUUUCUUUGUUUUGAGGCUAAUUUGUUGAUUUCUUUUGUUCGUUUUCAUGGAUUUGGGAGGUAGAUGCUGGAGUGGAGGCCAAAGAUUGCUUCCAGAUUUAUCUGGAUUACCAUAUGGGUUAGCAGUAUAUCGUUUGAUACAUAUGCUGAUAUUGCAUCUGAGGGCACAGCUGAUGUAUGUUGUACUGACUGUGUUAAAUGUUGUAAGGGAGGCAAAGGGAUCACAGAUUUGAAAUUAGCUCUUGAGGUAUGGAUUGAUUAUCAUUUUAUAUCACCAGUUCAGUUUACUAUGUUGUUAGUUCUCAUGAUUAGUUGGUAUUGUUCUCUAGAAAGUUUUGGUGAGAUUUAUGUUGACAGUCUAGAGGAGUUCCUUCAAACCUUUUCAACUCAGAGAAUUUCUUAG
This is a messenger RNA of Rosa rugosa (rugosa rose), 419 nucleotides long. RefSeq names its product probable histone acetyltransferase type B catalytic subunit. The coding region runs from base 81 to 419 and encodes 112 amino acids. The record is from RefSeq and is a predicted model, not a curated record. NCBI's taxonomy places the organism in Eukaryota, Viridiplantae, Streptophyta, Magnoliopsida, Rosales, Rosaceae. The transcript has 3 exons.